Molecule: messenger RNA, 661 nt
Organism: Annulohypoxylon maeteangense
Lineage: Eukaryota; Fungi; Ascomycota; Sordariomycetes; Xylariales; Hypoxylaceae
Product: Rab5-interacting protein-domain-containing protein
Exons: 2
Coding region: 176-532 (118 amino acids)
Biological process (GO): autophagosome assembly; protein folding in endoplasmic reticulum
Cellular component (GO): EMC complex; membrane; endoplasmic reticulum
Source: RefSeq, a predicted model, not a curated record
CGAGUGCCUUGCGGCUUAUGGUCCAAUAGUUCAUUACUCUUAAAACAUUACGUACAUCGUAUGUACAUACCACAGACGUCAAGCUUUUAAAUUCCCCGUCUUAUUUCGAGACACAGAUGCCUAUAUUAAAAUUUGAAGGACAAAGAUCAGAAUAGAAACAAAGACGAGCGCAGCCAUGCCGACCGAAAGGGAGCUCCAGAUAUCUCCUAUUGUGCCGGAGUCGGUAAUGCACAACUCAAAGGCUCUAUCCAACCUCCAGACCCUUACUGCUUCCAUAUUCGGCGCUGCGGCUGGCAUCUUAGGCCUCGAAUCCUACAGCGGAUUCCUCUUCUACUUUAUCUUCACCAUCCUCACCACUGUCCUCUUCUACACAAUCCGCGUUGCACCCACGUCGUUAAAGGCAGGCCACGGUAUUUUCGAUACGAGCAGAUACUUUAGAACGCAGUACGAGUUCUGGACAGGAGGUCUUUUUAAUGGACUUGCGGGAUACAUAUUAACGUGGACGUUGUUCUACGGUCUAGUGAGAGCCUGAUAGGACUACCUAUUCUCAUCUAGGAAGAUUGCGAGGCGUUUGGCAAUAGAACAGAUAUACAUCAACGAACUCAUGACCGGCUAGGCUAGACCACGUGGGCAUGGAUAGAGUAGUCCUGAACAAUGUCGA